AUGGCUAUAAAGUUGAAUGCUCCUAAUUAUCACCCUACAGAUCUAAUUCUUCCACCAUACAAGUCAGAAUCGAUUGAUGAAACUCAAGAACUUUUCAAUUCAAUACCCAUAUGUCUUGACACUAGCUCUGCUAUUACUACUGAUAUCGCCAUUUCAGAGGAAGCAAAGCUUCGAUGCUCUGCAUCAUCCAGCAAUGAGAUUCGUGAAAAGAGUUCUUACAAUAAUAUAGUUGAAAAAUCAUUGAAAAAUUUGCCACAAUUGUCCUCUAUAGAAUUAACUCAGUCAAAUAAUGAAGAGCAAUUCUCAAAUAUUACUGAAACUAAGAAAGAAAUACCUGAAUCCUUAAUUUCUUUAUCUUCAGAAUUUCUCAUUAAAAAUGAAUCUGAUGUAGAUAUACUUAUCUUUUAUUUACAGCAAAAAUUAAAAAUAUCCCGAGAAAAAUUGGAAAAAUGGAAAAGCGAUAUUCUUUUCGAAAUGCGAGAUAAUCAAAAUUAUUGGAAAAAAGAACGCCUAAGCAUGAAUGAAACAGAUUUCUUGGAAUAUAAGCAAAAUUUUGAGACUAAAAUGAAAGUUCCUACUACUCCGCACAAAAAAGAGCUGAAAAAUAAAUCUUUAGCACUUAUUGAAUAUGGUAAGGGUAACAAUUCGACACUACGUGCCUCUUCCUUGGGUAAUAUAAUAGAUAACAAUUCGGCACUACGUGCCUCAGGUGGGACUAUUUCGGCACUACGUGCCUCAACUCUGGCCCUCAUAGAGGAAUUAACCAGAAAGCUAGGGCACUACGUGCCAAGUUCGGGCAUUAGCCCUCACAUCGGGCCCACGAUCGCCAAACCGACAUAUGUCACAGUUCUGAAAGAAUAUCUUCUUCCCAAAAUCAAUCGCCUUGAGGUCUCGGACCCAAAAUUUAAUGUUGACAAGCUUGAUAAUGUUUCGGAUAAUCGAGUCAAAACGUUUCUUGAUAAAAUGCAUGAUGUGAUGAUUGAAAAUGUGAUAAUAGGAGCAGUGGAGUCUAAAACUGACACAUUAGUGGAUGAAAGUACUGUUUUUGAGGUGCUUAAUUUUGCUAAAAGUUUGUAUUUCAAAACCAGAAUAUAUCCGAAGCAAUUUAUUUCAGCAGAUCCCGAAUUUGUGAUCAGUAAUCGAAAAUUGGGUGGUUUCGGGGAAACAAAAAUUGCUGUACAGAUUGUUGCUUACGGGAAUGAAAACAUACGUGCCACCAUAUAUGCUAUUCAACAACUUGGUCGUGGUUUACCAAAUACGACAACAGUUUAUGUGAAAAGAUGA
Molecule: messenger RNA, 1284 nt
Organism: Diversispora eburnea
Lineage: Eukaryota; Fungi; Glomeromycota; Glomeromycetes; Diversisporales; Diversisporaceae
Source: the annotation of a GenBank genome assembly